Messenger RNA from Ceratosolen solmsi marchali, 1123 nucleotides. Its product is annotated as putative sodium-dependent multivitamin transporter. The record is from RefSeq and is a predicted model, not a curated record. Lineage: Eukaryota; Metazoa; Arthropoda; Insecta; Hymenoptera; Agaonidae. Gene Ontology annotation, molecular function: symporter activity. Bases 538 to 831 code for a protein of 97 amino acids. The transcript has a single exon. Gene Ontology annotation, cellular component: membrane. Gene Ontology annotation, biological process: transmembrane transport; sodium ion transport.
CAAUCAUUAAUUAUAUAUAGUACUUAGCGAGAAGAAUGGCUGUAAAUAUUGUAACCAUAGAAUAUCGAAGCGUAUGUUCGCUCAUAUUAUCAUCGCGUGACUUUAAACGAUCGCGCUCACAUUAUAUUAGCAUGCGACAGAGGGUAUUAUUUGUUAAUUUCGCCAACGUUAAAAGUUCGAAGAAAUGCCCGGCAAUGGUAUUAUCAUAAAUGGUAAGAGAUAGGCGAUUACCCUUCCAUUAGAUGGACAUGCUCGCAGAUAACAAUGUUGCCAAUAUCACGUGCGUUAGGUUCGCGCAAAUGGUACGAUACACCGUAUGAAUUUUGCAGCCAUUGUCGAUGGCGAUUGCUUGGAAUGCCGCAUUUAAUCCUUAAUGCCGAAGAUGCAUCCGAAGGACCUCGACGCUCAAAUUAACGCGCGAGAGAAUAUCUAGUUAAUAAAAUUCAUAAUAGGCCCGAUACGAAGCCACUGCCCGACACUCGCAAUGUUUAGUUGUUAUUGCCCGCCCAAUAGGAGUACUUCUCGGCCAAUAGAUCGAUGAGCAUCGUUCCACUUGGUGUGGCCUUGAUGGUCUCCUUCGUCUCAGCGAUCUCAAUACUGGGUAUUAGCUCCGAGAUUUACACCUAUGGCAUGCAAUUCGUCAUGUAUUACAACGGCAUGAUCAUGGCGACCCUCGUCGUCUCUUACGUUUACCUGCCCGUCUUCUUCAAGCUCAACACCAUGAGCGUCUACGAGGUAAAUAAUUCAUUGUAUUGUCGGCAUUGUGUUGUCGUUUACGUGUGCGAGUGCCAGAGGUUUUUUGCCCGAUGUUUUCCAAGUGCGCGCCUUUAACGCGGCAAUUUGUACGAAAUUGCUCUACGUGAAUUACGGGUGAAAUAGCGGUGCUCAUGGCCGCAUGAAUCACACAUCAGUUGGAAUAAUAUUUCGAUCUAAUAAUUAAAAGCACGAGUGAAUGUCGAUUUAGGACGAGUAUAGUCCUCGGCCAAUAGACUACGUAAUCAUUUUAAUGAUCCAAGGCGUUUACGUUUCAUAGUUUAAGGUCGACAUUUAUAUUCAAGAUAUUUCAUAUAAAUUAGCUUUUGUUGAGCUGGAUGUCUUAAUUUACAUUUCAGCCGCAUCCCUA